UCCUACUCACAAAAACACUACUAGAACAAUAAAACACUAGUGCGUAAAAGCCGGAAGUGUCUAUCUCUGUCUCUCCUCCGGCCGGGAUUUAAAAUGUCCAAAACAAAAACUAUAGUUUGGCCUAAAUUGGUUUUAUUUGGUGACUCUAUCACCCAGGUUUCUUUUCAACCUAAUGGCUGGGGUUCCGAAAUGGCCAACAAACUUGCUCGAAAGUGUGACGUGGUGAACAGAGGACUGUCAGGGUACAACUCCAGAUGGGGCAAGAUUCUCCUGCCUCGGCUCUUCCCCAAUAAACCCUCAGAGAACAUAGUGGGCGUUACUGUCUUCUUUGGGGCCAACGACUGCGCUCUUGAGGAGAUGAAAGCCAAGCAGCAUGUCCCUUUAGAUGAGUACUCUGAUAACCUGAAGGAGAUUGCAAAAUACCUGGCCGCAUUGGGAGUGUCUUCAGACCGGGUCGUCUUCAUCACUCCCCCUCCUCUUCACGAGGCCACCUGGGAGAAGCAGUGCCAGCUUAAAGGGUUCCCUCUGAAUCGCCACAACGCGGUGGCAGGGCGGUAUGCCCAGGCCUGUGUGGAGGCAGCGGGCCAGUGUGGGGUGACAGUCCUGGAUCUCUGGACCCUCAUGCAGAAAGAUGGACAGGACUACACGGUGUACCUGUCUGACGGACUGCACCUCUCUGAAAAGGGGAACCAGUUUGUGUCGGAGCAUCUGUGGGGUCUGCUGGAGGCCCGCUUGGACAGCCUGCCCUUCAUCCUGCCCUACUGGGGGGAUGUGGACACCCAGGACCCUGAGAGCAGCCUGCUCUCUGACUAGAAGACCUGGAAGACCCCGGACCUGCCAGCCUGCUCCGUGACUAAAAACCUGGAAGACCCAGGACCUCAAGUCUAUUGUGACUAGCCUGGUGAUGAGCAUUUCAGCAUUUAUUUUAUGGGUAAGAUAUAUAGAUAUAUAUAUAUAGAUAUAUAGAUAUAGAUAUAGAUAUAGAUAGAUAUAGAUAGAUAGAUAUAAAAAAAUGAUCGUAAUGUGAUUUGUUA
Molecule: messenger RNA, 1034 nt
Organism: Gadus chalcogrammus (walleye pollock)
Lineage: Eukaryota; Metazoa; Chordata; Actinopteri; Gadiformes; Gadidae
Product: isoamyl acetate-hydrolyzing esterase 1 homolog
Exons: 6
Coding region: 94-813 (239 amino acids)
Molecular function (GO): hydrolase activity, acting on ester bonds
Source: RefSeq, a predicted model, not a curated record